AUGAAAAAUGCGGAAAAUAAGAAGAAAAACUUCUUCCUUGACUUGAAGAAUUCAAAAGUGACAAUUAAAAAAAGUUCCAUCUUGACACAAACUAAAACUAUUCAGUUUAAGUGCAAGCGCAGCAGACGACAACAUAAAAGAAAAAAAAAGGAAAAUGCUGAUGAAAAUCAAAAGCAUUGA
Messenger RNA from Clunio marinus, 180 nucleotides. Lineage: Eukaryota; Metazoa; Arthropoda; Insecta; Diptera; Chironomidae. The record is from the annotation of a GenBank genome assembly.